UAAGAUGUUUGGUACAAACGGAUAACAUCUUCGAGUCACUGCAGGGCGCCGUCGCUACUGCAUGUCUUGUUUACGGUGAGGUCAGUUCGCUACGCUGCGGUCCAGCUUAUCAUUUCAGAAUAAAGUCCCAUCUCAGAGUUUAGCAAAAGAAGGCCAGACAAGGAGAGGGAAAAAGAGAGCGAGAGAGCAAGGGGAUGUUGACUUAUCCCUCUGACUCACUCACUCAGAUAGUUUGUCCAAUGGAUGAAGAUGAUAUCCCCCCAAACCCUUUCUGUAGUGCACCUCCCCACAGUGAACCUGCACCACCUUUCCUCUCCCUUUCCUCCAUCACUCCCAGCCGUCCACAUGAUGGAAUAUCUGGCCACAGAAGGAGUGGUCGCAUUCAAGGCAUCCGAGCUCAGACUCCUAAAAAACAAAGUAACACAGACAGUCAAGCGGCUCAGAGACCGAUUAAACAGAAUCCGUCCCCCACAAAGAGACAAAGAGAGAGUGGGAUUAUGGUGCAAGUGGCACAAUCUAAGCAGUCGAGAGUGGAAGGAACAGAUGCACACGACAGCCAAAACAAGGAUGGAUUUGAUUUUGGCUUUACAGCAGCUUGGCAAAAUAGGCAAAAGGACCAAAAACUCCCAGAGCAGAAAUUAAAUCUGUCUCCAGGAGAAAAUGUUGUUAAACUGUUGGAUGAAAAUGUCCCAGAGAGUCUUGAUGCCGCCAAAUCUGACAUGGAUACAUGCGGGGAUGUGGCUGCUGGACACACUGUUGAAAAUGCAUAUUCCCCAAAGGGAUGGGUGAUCGGCCCAUUGUUUCAGUCGUUCAAGUCAAAGAUGGCCAGUUUCACAGAGAUAGUCAUGAGUCCUGUUAAACUUUUCCGAGCCAGCAGUCCUCCACCGUCAGUGGACCAUUCUGACAGACUCGAUGAGCUAAAGGCUGAUGGAACAGCUGAUGUUGAGCGUUCAGAGCCAAGCAGUACGCUUCAUCCUGAAGGACAAAGUGAAAAUGAGAAUCAGCACUGCAGAGCUGAUCAAAACGAGCUCACUAAUGUAGGAGAUGCACAAAACACACAAACUGUUUCUCCUAAAUAUUCUAAAACAUUAAAUUUUGAUGAGGAUUCAACAAUAGGUUCAGAAAUCGUUGAUGAAUUUGCAGUACACCAGAAGGAAAAAACCUCACCUGCCUCAGUGCCUUUGCCACACUGCCCCUCACAACUUGAUGUUUCAGAGUCUGUUGGCUCCUCUGUCGUUUUACGGUCCUCUGCAAGUGUAAGUGCCUCUUGUGAAUCCAGGUCAAAGAUGUGCAUUGUUUUGGUGGACCAGAAAUUCAAGACUUCUGUUCGUCUAAAACCACUUUCCAGAAAACGUGCAGGAAAUAGAUCUGGCUUGAAGAGGGUUGACUUCAAGGAAGAGUCUGACCCAGAGGUCAGUAAGAAGCAGCUUUCUUACCAGAGCCUGGACUCAGGUGACACUGAAAAAAUGCUGUCUUCAUCUUUCUCAGUUUCUUACCCUCAGCCUGGCAUGGACUGUUUUCAGCCCGAUGGUGAUGAAAAGAAGGAGACUGAAGAAAGCUGCCGCUUGGUUCAAGAAAACCUCCAAAAGAGUCUCGAUGACAGUGUUAAUAAAAGGACUCUGAGGUCCACUUUAGAUCUGCAACAACAGGAGUGGCGGCUAAAUCAGGACAAGUGUUCAGUUUCUGGUUUUGUGAGAGAAAAGAGAGGGUUGAAACUGAACUGUCAUUCCCAAGACUCUGUAAAAAGAAAAAGACUGACACCAGAUACACAUACAAAAGUUACACAAAAGCAAGAGUUAUCAAACACAGCUUCAGGGAGAGAAGAAAUCGAGUUAAUUAAUGAAGAAGCACUGAAGCUUGGAAGACAGAGACAGUCUGUUUUUGUGUCAACAAGAACGACUAGGAAAGGAAAAUCUGGUCAAGAAAUGCUUGGUACAAUCAAUGAAGCUGUGUUGCACUCGCAAACUGAAAGUUCCCCUGAUGCUAUGUUGGUUUGUUCACUGGAUAAAAGCACUGGUGUGGCAGAAGACAACCACAUGAGCUGCCAAAUCAAAGCAAGCUCUACUACUUCAUGCAAAAGGCAGAACAGAAUAGUUAUUAGUAAUUCUGAUGUAAAUAUUGAUGCCAGUAUGGGUCUUGAAACUACUGUAGCAAUCACUUCUACAAACCAAGAUGAGCCGUCGUCCAAAGCGCUUGUCCGUCCUUGUAUAAAGCAGCUCCAGAAUACAAGUAAGUGCAGGAAUAUUAACAAGAAGCCACAGAAACGGAAAUCGGCAAAUCAGAUAAGUUCAGUGACAGAAUCAGACAGCUCUUUGGUGUCUACCUCAUCGGUACUGUCAGUGGGCCUAAUGGAAUUUGUGCCUAAGGAUUUUAAUACCUCUCAACAUGCUGAAAAAGGAAAGGACUUGAUAAGAGGGCUGAGCCAGCUGUCUAAGAGACCCAAAAAGGGUCUUAGAGGUGCUACUCAAUCAUGUGUAUCAAGUAGGACUCUAGAGACACAGCAAUGUGUCAUCAACCUUCAAGAGAGUCGGUCUAAAGAAAGGAAAAGUAAAAACUCAACGGAGACUGUAUAUUUUGAAAUGACUCCCUUUGAAAGUAAUUUCCAACCCCUUCCUUCACCUUCACAACUUCAUGUGGACUCUCCUUUAAACAAUGAUAUUGAUAAUAGGCACGCUCAGAAGAAUCUAAAGAGUUCAGCUUCUGUGGCAGAAGAAAUAUUUCACACGGACUCUGAAGUUUUUAAUGAUGGGGGUGUCAGUCUCUCUAAGCUAAGGUCUAGCACAAGAAGAGCUAACAUAAAGCCCAGGCAAGCAGAUAACCAAAGGAGAAAAUGCCGAGUUCUGCACAGUAGGACACGCAAAAGUGAAGAGGUGACAAACUCUGUCACAAUGGAUGAUGUAAAUCUAGCAACGUCAGGUGCACGCUCAUCAGAAAACGACUUCUCACACCGCCUGUUACGCAGCUACUCUUGCCCAGAAAUCCUCUGCCUCCAUCCCCAUGACACAACUUGGACCUCACCACAUCCCAGCAGGGCUCUCACAUCACACCAGUCCUCCCACAGUCCUUCUGUCUCUCAGGCGCAGAAAUCCCUGCGGCGGGCUCGACGACACACAGUCUGCAGCGUGGAGGUGGAGAGGGAGAUCGCCCCCCUGUGUCUUCGUAAAGAGGUGUACCCAUCUAGAAGAUCUACCCUGUACGACCCUGUCACUCAUCACCUGUCUCCUAGUAUUGCACUUUCCCCCAGCACCUCCAUCUCUGCUCUUGCUUCCUGCUUCCUUUCGAGCCCCCUGGCUUUCCUUUCUAAGAGGUUUGACAGCAAAGGAGUUGCUGGCAGUCUCAGCACUUGUAGCCAUGUUUCCGCUCCCUCCUCCGCUUCAUCUCUUACAUCCCCAUUAAGCUCCUCCACAUGGCACCAUUCAAGAACAGAUUCCUCUGGUGCUGCCAUGGAUUCUAGCAGCAGUGGGAAUCCAUUGGAGUGUGAGACUGAGAGGAGACAACAGAGUGAGGAGGAGGAUGAUGGCGAGGAGACAAGUUCUUCCAGUCAGGAGUUUGAAGAUGGUGGGCUAAGAGAGGAAAAGGCUCACUCUGAUUCUGAAAUUAAGAUGGAGCAAAAGCAUGAGGAACGAAGAAAGGUGUCUUCUAUCAGAAUUCGAAAAACUUUACCCAAGCCUCAAAAUAACCUCACACCCAUGGGGCUGCCCAAACCCAUCAGGCUGAAAAAGAAGGAGUUCAGUUUGGAAGAAAUUUACACCAACAAGAAUUUCAACAAACCCCCUGAAAGCCGGUUGGAAACCAUAUUCGAGGAGGUGCCUCUCAAUCGCAGGAAUGGCUCUGAGUCCUGGUUUGGUCAGAGGCGUGUGAAACGAUUUUUAGAGUUCCUGGAGGUCGGCGAGGUCAGAAAACCAAAGAAGCCACUUGUCGGAGUGAGUAAAGCAGGUAUUUCCACUUCCAGGACCCGACGAGGGGGCUUCCUUAAAGACGAACCGUCCCUCAGCGUGCAGGAUGUGGACUCGCUGCUCUGUGCGAAGCUGGAUCAGCUCAAUUUGUGGCUGAUUCAUGAUCAGAAAGACAGCUGACCGAUGCCUCUCAGGUGACUGUUUUGGCAGCCAUUAAAAACCAGAUAAUACUGUCUAUAUAAAUAUUUCAACAUGAAGAUUGAGUGUGCCAGCAACUCUUUUUGUCAACACAGUCUGUAUAAAUGUUUUGGUGGCAAGUUCUAAAUGAAGAAUGUUUAUUCUGUGGCGUUUGUAGCCUGAAAGUUGAAGAACAGUACAUGAUAGCGCCGUUAAAAGUAUUGCCUCAUAAACGUGGUUAAGAAUGUGUAGAGUAAGUCGUUUUUCAAUCAUUGCCGUCGCUGUCCCUUCAGCAAAAAAAUCAGCAAUAUGAAAAGCCAAACUCCCUGUCAGGGUGACUCAGUGCCAUUCACUUACAGUAACUGUGUGUUUGACAAGUGAUAAUGCACGUUGUGUCAGAUUUCUUCAAGUGCAUUUGGGCCAUUUGAGGUGCAACUUUAAAAAAAACCCAAAAAAACCUGAGAUUUAAAUUUUUAUGUUUAGGGGGAAAGGAGAUUAAAGUGUCACAGUUUUAAGAAAAUUGAAAGCCUGAAAUCAUAACCUCAAAGGAAGAAUGGGCUACGUUUUUACACCAGAGAUGUAAAGAGCGAAUCUUAGGUGCAAAUGUCAGUGAGGAGGUGCAGCAAAACCCAACGCAUAACUGCGAUCAAUUUGUAUUUUGUUUUGUUUCUGCCUGUCUGGGUGAUGGAUGAUAAUAUGGUUCUCGACUUAAAUUGCCAGCAUUUAUAUAGUUCUUAAUUAUUCGUGUCAGUCUGUGAUAUGAUGAAAUUGAUCCAGCCUUAAAAUUUCUUGUAAAUUUAUGAAUUUAAUCUUUGGUGUUCUUGUGGAUUACGACUUCCUCGCUAGCCUAUUCACCGAGAAUGGCCCUAAUACACAGAAUCCUAAUCAGCUGUCUGUUUUUGGAAGAAAGCAGUCAAUCACCUUAGAUGUUGUGACCUUACCACAUCAUUGUAAGUGGUUAUAUAGGCAGCUAUUAUUAUUAUUUUUUUUUAAUUAACUAAAUGCCGAAUACAAUUUACUCUUCAAGGUGCCAGGUGGAGAUUCAUAGUCACUGGACUCGGUUUCACAACCACAUUUUGUACAAUCAGUCGUCUACAUGUAGUUUGGACUGCAUACGUCAUUGUACUCAGCUCAGGGCAGAGCCUCAGUGAAAUGUUUGUGUUCGUGAUUUCAUAACUGUGGAGGUUUCUUUUGUAUUAAAUGUGCCAUAAAGACAAUAUGACUCUCCAGUAAGCAUUUCUAAUGAUUACUGGAAGUGUCCACUGCUGUUUUUCCGUGGUGUUUAUAUUUGCAUUGCAAGUAUUAACUUGUCAUUAAACAGCCUAUAUGUGUUUAUUAUAUAUUUGCCAAAUGUUAAUGGGGUUGCCUUAACUGUAAAAAUGUGUUUAAAUAGGUGUUUUGUCUGCACAUUUGUAAUCAUUGGUGGGGGUUUUUUCUGUGCGUGUUAAAAUGUUUCCAGCAACUCAGAGCACAAAAGUCAUUUUAUUAUAAAAUUGUUUAAUGUUUGUAUAAAAGUGCAGCAUAUAUACAUUUGACAUUAAUAAAGCGAAUACAGUAACAAUGCAAUAAUGCCAAUGUGGUACACCAAGAGCAGGACCUCAUAAUGUCCUGAUGAAACACUGCCACGAUCACUGCCACGCAUUUUAUAUCUGGUAGAGACUCAAUCCUGAAGUUAUUCUUUGCUAUAAUUGAGUGGCUUGUUGAUUGAUUCAUUAACUUUCUUAAUAUCUGUAGUUAUCUACAGUAAGGAAGUUAAAGUGUAAUGGAGAGUAUUAAAGUUUGGGUAAUUACUGGAGCGUAACAGGUGUAAUCUUUGAUUUACAAAUGUAUAUGUGUAAUAUUGUGUCAUGUUCUGUAACUAUAGGCAAUGCUGGAUUUUUACAUUUGCAGUUGGAAUUGUCCACAUGUCCAUAUAAUGUCAAAUAAAUAUUACAGCAUAUAACAAACAGUUUUAAUACAUUUAA
This is a messenger RNA of Maylandia zebra (zebra mbuna), 6037 nucleotides long. RefSeq names its product proline rich 14 (gene prr14). The record is from RefSeq and is a predicted model, not a curated record. Lineage: Eukaryota; Metazoa; Chordata; Actinopteri; Cichliformes; Cichlidae.